This is a messenger RNA of Panicum hallii, 816 nucleotides long. RefSeq lists its product as uncharacterized. NCBI's taxonomy places the organism in Eukaryota, Viridiplantae, Streptophyta, Magnoliopsida, Poales, Poaceae. The record is from RefSeq and is a predicted model, not a curated record. Bases 1 to 816 code for a protein of 271 amino acids. The transcript has 2 exons.
AUGCCCCUGUCCAAUAUUCCACCUUUGUACAAGUCCAAUGGCUCGCUGGUGGGGCCAAGAAGUAAGAUGGAAGGAGAACCAGCCGCCCAGCCCUACGCGGCGGACCGACUCCGGCGAGUCCUGCACCUGAAGGUGGUGCUCUCCUGUGAUCCGUCGCGGGGUGAUUGCAUCUUCAUGAUGAUUCACAAUCCAGACCGGCAGCUCUCGUUUGCGAGGGUUGGAAGCAGCGAGUGGCACUGGAUCACCACCUCGUUCUGGGUGUCCCAGUACUCGGACUGCAUCUACCACGGCGGCACAUUCUACGCCAUGAAUCUCCUAGGAGGGAUUCAUCGCUAUACCAUUGAAGGUUCCUGUGCCACACGAGACAUUGUUUUGAAGGACACCCUGCCAUACAUGGCGUAUAACAUGUACAUUGCUCGGACUUCAUCCGGCGAGUUUCUGCAAAUCUGGAGGAUCACGACUGACACAAGCGAAGAUUCACUGGAAACGCGUACGAGUGACCUUGAAGUGUUCAAGGUUGAUCUUGACAAACAACAAACCGUGGAUAUUGAUACAUUGGGUGAUGAAUCCCUGUUCAUCGGGCACAACUACUCGUGCUGUAUUUCGAUAAGGGAUUACCCUAGGCUGCGGCCCAACCAUGUUUAUUUCACUGACGACGAUGAGUACUCGCUAAUGGAUGACCAAGAUUACCGACGGGAUGUUGGAGUGUAUAGUUUGGAAAAUAAAAGUACCACUGAGAUAGUCACUCCUGAACCAUGUUUGAGCAGGCCAAUCCCCAUAUGGAUAACACCAAGUUUUACCAAGAUCAACAAAUAG